This is a messenger RNA of Pectinophora gossypiella (pink bollworm), 2616 nucleotides long. RefSeq names its product hemicentin-2-like. The transcript has 7 exons. NCBI's taxonomy places the organism in Eukaryota, Metazoa, Arthropoda, Insecta, Lepidoptera, Gelechiidae. Gene Ontology annotation, biological process: synapse organization. The coding region runs from base 253 to 1206 and encodes 317 amino acids. Gene Ontology annotation, cellular component: neuron projection membrane. The record is from RefSeq and is a predicted model, not a curated record.
GUUAAAUUUAGGCAACAGUAAAACGCCUAUUCAGUUUAGUGUAUAAAUAGUUUUAAAGUAGUUAUAUUUUGAUGGAGUAGAAACUUAGUUGUGUAGUAGUAAUAAAGAACAUUUUGGAUUCACAAAACUCGAUUUCUUCAAUAGUGACAGUCUACAAAAAAAUGUUGUAACUCAAAAACUGCACAAAACUUGCAAACCGGAAUCAGUGUAGAAGUGGAUACGUAUGUUUAUGAUGUGAAUUAACCAUCCGUGAUGUGGCUGCCGGCUCUCCUGUGUGUACUCAGCUACUUUGGUAUAUCGGUAAGCGGCGGUGGCGACAGCAUUACGAGCGACUUCUUCGGCUUCACCACCAGUACUGCCAACAGUACAGCGGUUGAUGGCACCACCGAGUCACCGGAGAACCAAGGACAGCCAUACUUCGACAACAAUACAAAGCGGGAAUACACUGCUGCGGUUGGCCAGCCUGCUUACCUCCAUUGUCGAGUGAAGAAUCUGUCGGAUCGCGCGGUUUCGUGGAUCCGCAAGCGCGACCUCCACAUCUUGACAGUUGGAGUCCACACAUACAGCAGCGAUGCUCGUUUCGCAGCGUUACACGUGGACAACUCUAACGAAUGGACCCUCAGAAUAGCUCCAGCACAACCAAGGGACUCUGGUGUCUAUGAAUGCCAGGUCUCGACUGAACCCAAAAUCAGCUUGUCCUUUCGACUCACUGUUGUUGUGUCCAAAGCGGAGAUCCUCUCUGGCCCCGAGCUGUUUGUUCGUGCGGGAUCAGACAUCAACUUGACUUGCAUAGCGAGACACGCCCCUGACCCGCCAAGUUUCAUCUACUGGUAUCGUGGGUCAAAUGUGGUCAACUACGCGCAACGGGGCGGUAUCAGUGUGGAGACGGAACAACGGACAAGGACCAGUAGACUCCUCAUAGCAAGAGCCUCACCGAGAGACUCCGGAAACUACACUUGUGCUCCUAGUAGCUCUGAUUCGGCUUCUGUGGUCGUCCAUGUGGUGAGCGGGGAGCGGCCAGCCGCCAUGCAAAGUUACGGCACGAAAGUAACUCCACCAACUUCACUCCUCGUGCUACUGCCGCUCAUCGAAAAACAAAGUAGAGCCACUUUCUCUACCAUACUUUUCACUUCAAUACAAGCUUUAUUCUUCCUCAAUUUCAAAUUCCGAUUGAAAGAAAACAUCUUACGGUUCAUCUCGAGAUGACCGUCGAAUGUUGUAAAGAAUUAAAUGUGAGUGCAUAAAAUGCAUAGCAUAGUCGCAUUUUAGAACGUAAGUUAAACUGACGUAUAAAGAAACGAAUUAUUGUAAUGAAUCUCUAAUUUAAUGGCGGAUAAUUUUAUCUAUAGCUGUAACCGACUACAAUAGGUUCUUUAUUAGGUUAUACAAAAUCGGUACGUAUAAUUGAAAUUAGGUACAUUAAUUCACUCUAUAGAGGUGAAAUCAAUUUCUUUUACAAAUGAAAAUUUGCAUUUGAAAGUCAACCUGCAUUUCACACUUAUACAAACUUUUCGUGUACCUUCUCAAGUAGAACAAAAUUACAGUUUGGAAAACUCGAUUGAGAAGGAAAAUGAAACGUAAGUACCUAGCAGUUUUGUUCAAUCGGCUCUCCUUAAACUUGCUUAGAAAGUAAUAUGUCACAGGAAUAAACCAAUCUUGAUCGAAAAUUCUGUAAAACAGACAGUAAUCUAACAAGAAGCUAAUAAAUUCACGCCGCUCGAUGCACUCGCCGAUAAACGAAAUCUAAAAUUCUUUAUAAAAUUAUCAGAAAAGUUUAAAACGCUACAAAAAAUACUUCCGAUCCUUCAUUUUGUUUAGCUGUUGUUGUCACAUUUGUAUAAAUAUAUUCGGUGAUACGGAAUGGAUAACUUUGAAAACUUUUAGGAUUUGAGCAACAUUUGUACGCGCCAGUCCCAUAAAGUUAAAAAGAAAUCCCGCCUCAAUUCGAUACUUCUCAAACUAAUAUUCCUGAUUUAAUGUAUUCGCUCAUAAGUUUAGGAAGAUACAAAACGAAAUGUAUCGUGAUUCUAUCAAUAAAUCUAUUUUAAAAAUAGGUACUGAAUCUAGUCGUAUAUAUAGUCGCUGAUGUAUUAUACAUAUUUAUAUCGAUUAAAACGUCAUUUAAACGAAACGUACCAAUCAUUGCGUCGAUGUAUAUAGUGUCUCUCUUUUUAUAAAAUGUCUACUAAAGUGCAGUCAUCUAAUAAAAUAAAUCCUUAUUAGUUUUCAACUUUUUUCGACAGGUAGUAUGUAUUUUAUAAACAAUGAUUUACACACAAAUCUUACUUUUUUUAAAUAAAAGUUGUACGUACAGCUCAGUUCUUUAAAGUUCAUAACAAUCAAGACUUUAUUGUUAUCUAUACACGCGGCAGCGUGUCAAGCCAAGUUCAAGAAACAGAACUGGCGAGCCGCACCGUGUGUAAUAUUACACGAACCAUUUGGAGCCACUUUUGAUUAAUAUUACGAAAGGAGCUCAUUUAGACAACUGCACUAAAGUCUUUCACAAAUUCAUUGUAAAAUUGAAACAGAUAGCGAUCAGUGUUAACUGUUUAUCAAAUAAUUGUAAAAUAAUCUUGAAAUUAAAUUAAUUGCCCGAGGGAUGUAAAUAACGUUAAA